This is a messenger RNA of Hemibagrus wyckioides, 2388 nucleotides long. RefSeq names its product protoheme IX farnesyltransferase, mitochondrial (gene cox10). The record is from RefSeq and is a predicted model, not a curated record. Gene Ontology annotation, biological process: heme biosynthetic process. NCBI's taxonomy places the organism in Eukaryota, Metazoa, Chordata, Actinopteri, Siluriformes, Bagridae. The coding region runs from base 90 to 1394 and encodes 434 amino acids. Gene Ontology annotation, molecular function: protoheme IX farnesyltransferase activity. Gene Ontology annotation, cellular component: membrane; mitochondrion. The transcript has 7 exons.
ACAGGAAGCGACGUUUCCUUGUCGGUCAAGAUGGCGGCGUACAGUGCGUGAAGAGGACACCAGCGUUAGCUGGUUGGAACGUGGAGAACAUGUUUAAGACGCCAUGUAGCCGUGCGGCAGGUCUGGUUUGUGCCGGCGUGACCCCCACGCUCUUAAUAAACGUAGGCGGAAACCAGCGUAGCGUCCGGACUUUAGCGCAGCUCUGCAGGAGCGACCCGGCGCAAUGGAUCACCUUCCAGCAUCUGCGGUUCCUCAAGCGUCAGUAUGUGAAGGCGAGUGGUGUUCUGAGCCAGCGAGCUCGGCCGAAGCAGGAGCCGCUGGAAGAAAGAGAAGACGCGGUGCUCCGACAGAUUCCGGAGAUCCCAGACAUUAAGCCUGUGCCUCACGUGGCAGUUCCAAGCACGGAUGACGAGCCCGAGGCGGUCAGACAGGCUCGGAUCGAGGCACGGCAGUGGAAGGAGCUCAGCGUCAACUACUCGGAGUUACCGGGGAUCUACGCUCGGCUCUCGAAAAUCAAACUCACGGCGCUCGUGGUCACGACAGCAGCGGCGGGAUACGCCAUGGCUCCCGUACCUUUUGACCCCAUCACCUUCAUGCUGGCCACAGUUGGAACAGGUCUCUCUUCAUGUAUGGCUAAUUCUAUUAACCAGUACUUCGAGGUGCCGUUUGAUUCCAACAUGAACCGUACGAAAAACAGACCGUUGGUCCGAGGACAAAUAAGCCCCCUCCAUGCUGUAUCCUUCGCUCUUGCCUGUGGGAUCCCUGGUGUGACCUUGUUGACCGUGGCUGUGAAUCCUCUCACAGGACUCCUGGGGGCUCUGAACAUCUUCCUGUACACAUGUUGUUACACGCCACUGAAACGGCUCAGCAUCACCAACACGUGGGUGGGCUCGUUGGUGGGGGCAAUUCCACCCAUCAUGGGCUGGACCGCUGCUACAGGCACACUCGAUCCAGGUGCUCUGCUGCUGGGAGCGUUCCUCUACUCAUGGCAGUUCCCUCACUUCAACUCCCUGAGCUGGAACCUACGAGAGGAUUACUCGCGCGGUGGCUAUCGCAUGAUGUCCGUCACCCACCCCACCCUGUGCAAGCAGGUGGCACUCCGCCACAGCCUGGCCCUGAUCGGCCUGUCCGCUCUCGGACCCGUGCUGGACGUCACCACCUGGACCUUCCCACUCGUCUCUCUGCCCAUCAACCUGUACAUCAGCUACCUGGCUUUCCGCUUCUACCAGCGUGGGGAACGCCAGAGCGCCCGCAAGCUCUUCUUCUGUAGCCUCUGGCACCUGCCCAUGCUGCUUCUCCUCGCACUCACCUGCAAGAAGAGACGCCCGGCCGAGGAGGCGGGGCCAACAGGGUCCACUGAGAAAGCUAUCACAUUACACGCUUCCUCUUCUUAAAUCAGCUUGAUUUUUAUUUUUCCAUCGAGAAUGGCAGCUCGGAUCGAUCAGAGGAAGAACGUACGCCGAGUAAAGGUCUGAUUAUAUAUACGGUUGAUAAAAAGAUAAAAUUCCUGGACUCACUCAGGUAUUGAAAAGUGUGUAAAUAUGUUAAUUAUUUAAUUAAAUGUUCAUCUACACAAUAGCAGAAGCCACUAUAGCAUUGACUCUGAGUUACCAAAAUAAAAUUCUAGGAAAUUAGAUGCGGAGUGCAUGUCAUGCUGCACUGUCCUGAGUUGCAGCUCAGAUGUAAAGCCAAAAAUGCAUUAAUCCUGUGAUUCGUAUGCUAACAGAGCCAGCCACGCUGCUAUAUUUUAUCUGUGUCAUGACUGCAGCCUGUUUCACCCUGCCUUUGCCACUGGUGCUGGAGUGUUGGAGCGUCUUUGGAACAACUGAGCCAUGUUUCCACCAGGUUAAGACAUGAUCCGGUGUGUGAUUGAAUAUAGGAGUCAGUACACCAGACAAUGUCAUAAACGUUCACUUUGUUGCUAUUCAACAUGUUUCUUUUUCAGUGCCUGAUCUGCUUUAAUUGUUUUUCAUUGUUCAUGCUGUCUUUCAAUCACAAUCAUUUUGUACACUUCAGAAUCCUGAAUACUGUAAUCUGAUUGGCUGUCCACUUCCCUCCCUUAUAAACCUUAAUUAAAGAGACUUCUGUAUCAGGCUCUCUCGCAAAACCUGGACGUUUUCUCAGGAGUUCUAGCAGUUUGCUGCAGAGUCUCCACUCCAGAAGUCCUUAUUUACUUUAAUCAAGAAGCAGCACUGACCUACCAGGUGGAAACGGGUUCUGUGAUACUCCAGAGAGAGAGCGAGCACCUUGGCGUUGGCUUUCACGCCGUCCGACAUACUGUAUACACCUCUUGAUGUGUAACGUCUACAUCUGACCUCAAUGAAGAAAUGAAUCACCUGCGUGUGAUAUUGAAACAAAAAAUCUGUGGUGUUUAAAAUAAAUGUGUUU